Molecule: messenger RNA, 2109 nt
Organism: Pelagomonas calceolata
Lineage: Eukaryota; Pelagophyceae; Pelagomonadales; Pelagomonadaceae
Source: the annotation of a GenBank genome assembly
CAACGCUGCGUACAGAGCUUUAGGCGCGCUGCACAGGCGUGCAGACGUCUCUGCCAUCGACAGUGACUGCUCGGUUCCGGCACUUCUCCUUGAUUGCAUCCGUGCGAGCCACUGCAGCCAUUUGCAAUCGAGAGGGACUCGAGCAGCCACUGCAUCCCUACGCCCCGAAAAAAGUAUGGCAACCUUCCAGGGAGGUGCCGGCAGUGAUGCCGCACCGCUCGUGCUUGAAAUCAUCAAACUAACAAACCUACCCAAGCGGGAACACGACCGCACGCGCUGCCCCUUCGUCCGCGUGCACCUCGAGCCGGCCGACGCGCCGCCGCCGCUGCCGCCGCGGUCGCCGGAAGUGAGCCCGAAGGACCUGGCCAAGCUCAUGGCCCAGAAGUCGCUGUCCGAGGCGGACGCCGCCCGCGUCAAGGACGCGCUCGCGACCGGGGCACAACCAGCACCGGAAGAGCAAAAGAAGGGCCGCUGGUCGCGCACGCGCGCCGCCGCCGCCGCGCUGCAAAAGAAGGCGUCGUCGACGACGUCCGCUUUACGAGCGCGGGCCAAGGAGCACCUCGACGAGACGCGCGCGCCACCAAACGCGCCCGGGUCUACGGAACCGCUCGAGACGUCCCACCGCCUGAACACUCUGGAACCGCAGUUCUUCUCAUUUUUGAGAGUUGCCGAGCGCUGUACGCGAGACGACGUCGUCGUAUUAAGGGUCCACGACGCGGCGGCCACAAGGACGAAAUACCUGGGCGAGGCGCGCGUGCCCGUCGGCUUCCUCUCCUCCUCUACUACGCCCUUCGCUGUUGAAUUAGCGGCCGAGAAGCACCGCUCAAAUGACGCGUGCGAGAUCUAUGUGAGGCGCGUGCCCGUUUCAAAAGGGCCGCCGCGGACCGUGUCGCUCAUCCUCGUGCGGCACGGCGAGAGCCGUUCGUAUCCGUGUGGACAUCAAAGUUCGGAUGCUGCUCGAUGGCGUGGAGGUUCUACGCCAUCGACGCGACGUCGGCCCCGUAACUGCACCUGCUCGAUGGCGUGGAGGUUCACGAAGGUCGAUUCCACGCAGGCUGGAACGAGGCCAAGUCCGACGCGAACUACUCGGCCAUGGUUUCGAAGAGGGACCACCCCCUGACGCCGCAGGGCGUCGCACAGGCGAGGGCACUGAACGAUAAGUGGCGGCGAGCCUUGGGGCGGGACUUUGGGGAACGACCCCUGCCGUUUCUUGAGCUGGAUGAUUCGGGCUACCUCGGCGACAAGGGUGAUGCCGAACGAUUAGAAAGGGUCGAUGUAGUGUGGGCCUCGCCCUUGACCAGGGCCCUGCAGACGGCCCUUGUUGGAUUCCACGGCUUCCCUCCCCUGAGAAGUUUGGCGCUGCACGCGUCCUGCCGCGAAGUCAAAAACGUCGGCGGCUUUGACAGCGUUGGAUUGGAGACUGGGUCGUACAGCAUCCUCCAGCGGUGCGAGAAGAAGCUCGCCGAGGCCGUCGAGUCCCAAGAGGCGGCCUCUACUAUAUGUAGUGGCCUGGCUUGUGACGCCCGCGACGCCGCGGGCGAGUGGUGGCUGCCGUCCGAACGGCGCGAAGGCAAAAGAGCAGUAGACCGGCGAGCCGCCGAGUUUUUGAGGGAGGUCCAGUACGAGACGCUCGAGGGUCAUUGUCAGGCACCGCUCGUCGUGUCGCACUCGCACUUCAUCCGAGGGCUGUUUAAGAGAUAUAGGGACGCCGCGGACGUGACCACGAAACCGUUCUCCGUAAAAAAGCUGGCGAACUGCGGCGUCGUGGCCGUGGACGUCGUUUUUGACGACGCCGCUGGUGGGGCACCCUCAAUGCGGAACCCGCGACUCUUGUUCGGCUCGGCGCUCGAAGGCGACGGCGAGUCCGACGAGUCGUCGGAGGACGAAUCCGGGUCGAGGUUGGAGCGGGCGAAGAACUUCGGGAGCGGGGUCUUGUCCUCGAUCGAGAAGCGCGUGCGGCCGGCGCGGAGCUACGCGAACACGCCGGACACUGGUAGCGUGGACCUCCUUGGCCUGGAUGGGCCGCUGUUCGCGCCGCCGGUGGCGCCGCCGCCCUGCCCGCCGCGCGCGGCGCCGUCCUUCGAGGAGGGGGACGGGUCGCUUAUUUAG